Molecule: messenger RNA, 774 nt
Organism: Ciona intestinalis (vase tunicate)
Lineage: Eukaryota; Metazoa; Chordata; Ascidiacea; Phlebobranchia; Cionidae
Source: RefSeq, a predicted model, not a curated record
UUCUCUAUUGUUAAGGUUAGAGUAAAUUUGAAACCAUGAAACUUCUUCUGUUAAUUGUUUUCUGCGGGCUAGCUUACGGCCAGGAAGAAAAUGGAUGCGCUGCUCCGGGAUACUUUCAAGCUAGAUUGAGAUCGUUUGAUCACGAAAACGAAUUCUUUCGUGAUGGUAAAUUUUCAUAUGAUGCUUAUGAACAAAGGGAGCGAAUGGUAGAAGUUUUUUCAGAAGACGCGACUCGGCCCCAACGCGACGAACUCAUUCUGCACAAAGAGAAAAAACGUUAUGUGGUUGACUUGAAAACUGGUGAAUGCGACGUGACAGCCAUUGAUUAUGAUUUCCAUGCUAUAGAGGUUCACGAACCAGCUCAAUUCAUCGGUUUUUCCACUGUUGGUUCACUUGAUGAACCAGAUAUGGGUAUGAUGCUUGCCUCGUGGCACCACCACCACCACGAAGAAGGAGAGAAACUUGAAGGCAACUGGACUCAAACUUUCACCAGAUACGAAUGCAUCCCUGUUACUGAAGUUUUCUCCGGCGAGACGGUCGAUGAUCAUCAAACAAUUCACUUCCAUAAAACAUACUUCGACGUGACAGUUGGACUAGACAGCCCCGAUGUGUUCGAUGUACCACAGGCAUGCAUUUCUUAAAAAUUGCUGUUGAUAAAGCGCAUACCAUAAUGAUUUUUUUAAUUAUGUCUUUUUAAUUCUUUCUGUUGUUUAGUUAACACUCUUACAUCGAAACCAAUAUUAUAAACUAUUAAAAUGAAAAUGCGCAAGUUAA